CAUCCCCAAGUUUUUCGAAGAACAAAAAGAACGGCAGGACAAGGCAGCAGUUUCAAUUUCAUUCCUAAUUUAUUGUAAAAGUAGUAAGCAACCAGAAGAACACACGGCAAACAAUGCCUUCGGCUGCUACCACAUUCACCAACACCAACAACAAUAGCAAGGAGAAACGCGCCUCGGUCAGCUCCAUCGGUGCUAGCAGCGUCGUCGGCGGCGGCGUGGGUGGUGGCGGCUGCAACAAUGGUAACGCAAGCAACGGACAGCACAGCAGUAAUACUAAUCUUGCUGACAGUGCCAAGUCUGUUGCGGCAACGGGAGUAGCGCCAGGCAGCGGAAGUAGCCAAACUGAUUUAACUAACAACAACACUAACGUCAAUGCCAAAGCGCUGAAACUGUCGGCUGUCGCUGCUAACGCGGCUACCGAACCGUACAACCCGAUGAAGCAAAUUCUGGUAACCAUUGAGCACAAGAUUCGCAAUUUGGAAAAGCGUAAGACCAAAUUGGAGUCGUACCGAGCCAUCCAAGCUGGCGGCAAGGAACUUAGCGCCGACCAAGGGGCGGCCGUGGCCAAAUAUGAUUCAGUCCUCGCAACUCUUGAAUUCGCUCGAGACUUCUCCAAGCAAACGCAGCAGAUGUUUAAGGAAGCCGAAAAGGAACAGAAGAAACAAGCUCGCAAGGAUAACCAGGCUAAAUCGCUGGCGGAGAUUGCCAAGAUUCGCGAGCUCUUGGUCAUGCAAAACGUUCUCAGCUGCUUCAACGAUGAGCAGGUGCGCAAUGAUUUCGUGGCCGGAGAAAAUGGUGCCUGCAAGCUGGAGAUCGCCGAUUUGGAAGUGAUUGAGAAGUUCUGCAUGGAUGUGCAAACGCGUCGACCGGAGAUUGCUGAGGAUGUCAGUUUCCUGGCAACCGCUCAAAAGGCAGCCGAACUCUUUGCCAUGACCAUCAAUGCUCGAGCUAAGCCGUACGGUGAUACGACAUUUGAGAAACUGCGUGCGCUCUUUCAACAGAUCCAGGACUGUGGCUACUUGGACAAGUACUAUUUGAUUCCACUGGCGGAUCAGAGUGUGCAGGGUAACUGCACAGACAGCGGCACAGUGAGUGGUGAGGGCGAGACUAUGCUCAAUGAUGUGGCGGGCAUUGCAGGUGAUCACGAUGUGCCUAUGUCGGAACCCUCGGCUCAUAAUUCGCUGGAGGAAGGCUUGGACAAGCUGACCACCUCCGAGGCGGGAACUGUACUGCCUGAUCUGCAACAGCCGGAACGUGGUCAUCUGUUGCUUGAGCCGCAGCAUCAGCGUGCGCCCGUUGUCGAUCCGCAGCAGCAGCAGCAACAGUUGCUGGUGCAACAGCAACAGCAGCCUGGUGUGUAUAAUGCUGCCUCUGCAACUGCAGCUGCACCGGCGAGCAACACCACGCCGGUGCACAUAAUGUACGCAUCAGCGGCAACUCAGGCAACGCAUGUGCCUCCGCCAGGUCAGCAUCCCCAUCAGUUGCUCAGUAGCCCCGUGAAUCUCCAGGCCUUGCACGGUGUGCCGCAGUCGCAGCCGCCCCAGGCGGGCGUUGCCGCUGCGCCAUCAGUGCCUACUCAGCAGCAGCAACAACARCAACAGCACUUUGGACCCACGACCGUGCGCGCUGUGGAGCACAAUUACUUCAAGCAGCCGCCGCUGCAGCCUCCACAGGCAGCUGCUGCUCUGCAGGCGCCCACGCCCCAGCAGCAACAACAGUUUAUGCAGCAGUUGCGUCCCCUGGCCGAGGUACUGGGCACCGGCAGCUUCCACUUUCUGCAGGACAGCGAAUUGGAUGCUCCGGAUCAGCAGGCACCGCCACCACAACAGCUGCAGGUGCAAGGCUUAGUCUUUGAGCAACAGCAGCAGCAGAAUCAUGUAGAUGAGCCGCAAACCAUUACAACCCUGACCUUUACCAAUCAGUCCUUCCCGUCCUUGCAGCAGCCGCAGCAGCCGCCGUCACAGCCACCACCACCACAGCAGCAGCAGCCGCAGCAGCAGCAACUUUUCUCRCCUGUUCUGAUUCAUGAGCAACAGCGCCAACAACAGCAGCAGCCUCCGAUGCUCAUCAUGGCACGCUUGGCGACACAGCAGCAGCAACAGCAGCAACAACAGCAGCAGCAGGCGGCUCCACAGCCACCUCAGGGUAUUGGCAUGCAGCCAGGCGAUGUGACUGCCGUGUUUCCAUAUGACGCCGCAGUUGUCAGCUACGAGCAGCAACUGCAGCAGCAAUUGGGACUGAAGCCACAGCCACAGAAGCAACAGAUCGAGGAGCAGCAACAACAGCAGCAGCAGCAGCAGCAGCAUCCGUUGCAACAGCAGCCUGCUAAUGAUGUAGAUUCUAAUGACUGGCAUGGACGUGGAGGCGUAAAUGAUACCAAUGCAGCUGCCACAGCCGCAUUGACCAAUGUACUGAAGACCCAAUCAUCGGCGCUGGCCGAGCAGGCAACUCCAACGUCCAGCAACAAGUGGAGCAGCGAAAUGAAUGCGAUGAGCAGCGCCGCCUCGAAUGGCAGCAACAGCAGCAACAGCAACAAGCAGGAGUGGGCAACUCCACGCGACAAUAGCAGCGGUCGCGGUGGCUAUGUCAAUGAGAACGACAGCGGCAACAAUCAUUGGAACUCCUCGCAGCAGGACAAUGGCAACCAGAUGCGUCGCAACUCUGGCAACUAUCAGCAGCGUCGCAACGGUGGUGGCGGCGAUGAUCGUGGUCGUAACGGCGGCGGUAACUAUCGCUCUCGACAAUAUGGUAACUCCUCGGCCCAGCAGAAUGGACGCAAUAGCGGCGUCUAUUUCCGCAAUAACGAGUCGAGUGGCGGCGGAAGCGGUGGAGGCGGYGGCGGCGGCAGUGGUGGUGGUGGCGGUGGAAACUACUACCAGAACGGGGGUGGCGGUGUUUAUAAUAAGGAGUCACGCUAUGAUUCGUCGGGCAGCGGUUCCUAUCGCAGCCAGCGUGGUGGCAAUCAGCGCAACGGCAAUGGAUCCUUCGGGCGGCCCAUGGGCGAUCGCUCACGCAACACGGGCGGCGGAGGACCAGGUAACGGUAGCGGGGGCUACAUCAAUUCGCGCCAAUCACAACAGCAACGCAUGCCGCUGGGCUUGGAAAACAAAAAUUAAGCAGUGAAAGGCGUGGGAAAGGCGACGGCGCAGCUGUUUGGCCAUGCCACAUGUAUUAAGAGAUCCUCUCAUACAAUCAUA
Messenger RNA from Drosophila arizonae, 3197 nucleotides. It is a transcript of the gene Capr, whose product is annotated as Cell cycle associated protein caprin family member. The record is from RefSeq and is a predicted model, not a curated record. Gene Ontology annotation, molecular function: RNA binding. NCBI's taxonomy places the organism in Eukaryota, Metazoa, Arthropoda, Insecta, Diptera, Drosophilidae. Gene Ontology annotation, cellular component: cytoplasm.